Molecule: messenger RNA, 4258 nt
Organism: Coccidioides posadasii C735 delta SOWgp
Lineage: Eukaryota; Fungi; Ascomycota; Eurotiomycetes; Onygenales; Onygenaceae
Biological process (GO): regulation of Ras protein signal transduction; mitotic spindle orientation checkpoint signaling
Cellular component (GO): mitotic spindle pole body; SIN/MEN two-component GAP complex
Molecular function (GO): GTPase activator activity
Source: RefSeq, a predicted model, not a curated record
CAACCUCCCAACUCCGUCCCCUUUCCACCUCGCAAGGGAUGCCACUUCGCAGGCCGUGGUCAUCGUUAUUAUCUUUCAGCCGGUUAUAGUUCAAUAUAUCUCAACUUUGUCGUCUCGUUUUCAGCUGCGCGCCUUUCGUUGCAAGCAGCCUUGUUUUCCCUGUGAGUCUGUGACGCUUGCAAAUUUGAUGCUUAAUCUACCAUAUGCAGCCCCCGACAGACCCUAGCAAAUAUCGAUCUUCUCAGAAUUACUCGUAAUAUCAGCUUUGUGUCCAACUGAAACACCUUUUGGCCGGCCUUUGUGUGAAGCGGAAUUGCCCGUAAUACUUCCGAUACUUGCAAUCUGGACGUUGCGACGCUAAAGGCCAGUGCUCAGUUGCCCAGGAUUCUACUUUCAUUUCCAAGUUUCGCCCAAAUUUCCUCCAAGCGGAUCCUCGAAAUUGGCCCGUCGCAUCGCAAGGAAUGACUCCCCAGCCCCCCUCUACCUGCUUCGGCCCAGACCUAAAUAGCAUACGUUGAUAUACAAAUCUGGAUUUGUCCAUUCGGGGGAGACGGUCUCGGGCGAUUUGAACUCGUGGUCGCCGUGACAAACCUAUAGAAUGGACAUCUCUCCGUUACGGCUGCGAAGGCCCGAAGACGAAGCGAUCGAGUGCUGGGACGACGACGAAGACCUUCAGUGUGGCGACGAGAUUUAUUUUCGGACUGUUUCCUCGGCGACAUCGGUGACUGGGUGCUCUGUUCGACCCUCCGGCCAUCGAGAUUCCAUUUCGUCACGUCGCUCCUGCAGAUCAGACCGCGAAUCUAACUACGGCGACGAGGAAAGCUGGCAGUUACUGUUAAACGACCAGGAUGAAUUUGGUACCGACGAUGCUAUUGCAUCUGCGAAGAAUGCCGGGAUCCCGAUCCCCAAUGGGAUACCCAGGUCAGCGCUCCUAGGAGGCACUAUCAAAAGACUUGGUGGUCGAAAGGGUAAAAAGGCCUUAGGGGAUGACUGGUCUGAGGAUCUAGAUCUGGCAGGGUUGAGCGGAGAAAUCCAGCUAAGGUUCAAACAUGAGGCGACUUCCCCAGAGUCGUUGCUACAUCUCAGCUCUCUCCCAACAAGCCCAUCGAAAUCUCGAGAAUUGGAGUACUUCACUGAUAUCAUAAACCAUCCACCCGCACCGAAACAACAGCUAUUCAACGAUUUAGAUAAAUUUAAAGACACUGAAGAGGAUGCCUCCUUCGAUGAUGUUCCAACUAUUAAACUAGGAAAAUCUCGCCCUCCGCCAAUUUCGAAUCCAUUCGCUACUUCAACUGCGACAGAACCUGGUACUCAAGACGACAAUAUGGAAGCCGAUUUGGUGCUGCCCUCGGAUGGUGAGCCUUUACGCCUAUCCACCAGACGAGAAACCUCCAAGGCACCGGAUGCGUUUGGGGACGAAUUCGAUGCCGAGUGGGCUGAAGGGAGUAUUGGAGUACGAUUCGGUGGAACAAAAAGAGAAGGGUUUUCCACCCGUAGCUCAACUGUGUCUGCCCUGAGCCCCAGUGUUUCAAGCUGCUUGACUGCAGAGAGCGAUGACGAAGGAUUCAACGAUUUUGUCUUGCCUGACGGGCCCUUGGACCUGGGAAAAUCGCUGCAGAAAAGGCAAGAGUCUGCACUACCUGUCGACUUGGACUUCCCCCCCGAACCUGAAGCUUCAAAGCAACCUGAUCCCGCAGCGGACGAUUUCUUCUCUGGGAUCGAACUUGGCGACGGGGAGCUGUUUGACACGGAAAAGUUGACCCUUAAUCGGAAUAUUAAGCGCAAGGUGGAGAGACCAGCAAGCCCUGCUAGACGCGGAGCAACAACCAUAACUUUCACAAGCCGAACGCCCGGCACUCGGAUCCCCAGGCUGUCUGACAGGCCACAUUCCACCCAACUUGAACCUGUCUCAGAAAGUGGAGCGCCGGUGUCUAAAUUUGUUCGACCUGCUUCUCGACUGAGCGGACACGCCACACACUCAUCUUUAUCCAAUAUUUCGAUAUCAAGCGCUGGUUCUGCGUCAUCCAACCCUCCUAGUCGUCGACCUUCUAGUAGUAGAAGUUCAAAAGAUACAAUACAAUCAACUAGUACGAAUUCUCAACUACUGAAAACCAAACGAUCCAUUCCAGGACUAAGAAAUUACAAUGCCGGCAUGGCAUCAACGCUGCAAAGGUCCCCUGGACGACAAGAAAGCAAUUUGAAGACUCGAGCUACAGUGUCUCCUCGUCCAAAAACUCCCGUCAAUCAGUCUACCGCUGAAACUCGUCUUGGGCCUCAACGGCGACAUCAUGUUCCUUUUAUUCCUGCAGGAGCUUCUCCCAACCAAUCGCACCAUGUUAGCCUUAAAACAAGUAGGCACUUUCGCCGCGCAGAUUCAGAUAGUUCUGGAGAUAUGUUCACCCACCAUAGAUCCAACUCCCGCGUCUCAAGUUCUUCUGCGUUAUCAGAUACUACGCGACGUGGAAGCACUGAUCUUCCUACUGGCUCGUUUACAGCUGGUGCAAAGCAUGCCGUUACCAAGCCAAAUAGGAAGAGGCAUUUUGGAGAUGGCACGGAACUCGAUAUUUUCGACGAUCUCCCAACCUCAGCAACCGCUGAAAGUAAAUAUGUGAAAGUUCCUAUCAAAAAAGGCCCUCCACGUGCCUUGCGUAACAGACUUAGUCAGUCUGGAAUCCCUUUGCCUUGCAAAACGGAGACAACGGGUUCCUCUCUACCAACGAGCCCACCGCACCAUGAUCAUACUCCAAGAUUUGCUCGUGACACUAAUGCAUCCAGAAAUGCUCGAGAGCAGAGAAUUGCUUCCAUGACUCAUAAUCAAAGGGAACGCGAAAACGGUCCUUUGACUCCAAUUAGUGUGAAUUGGAGGUCGCCGCCGUUUAGCCGACCACCUUCAAGUCCGACAAUGGUUAAAAGCAGACCAGGACAUAAACAUCGCAAUUCUAUUAGCAGGCCCCACCUGAUUAAGCCCAUGGGUAGUGGAGUGCAUGAGCCAAAGUCCGUCAAAGGAAUGAAAUACAACCCCACAUUAUAUAGAUGGGAAGGGAAUGAAACCGCUACGGCUGCAUUUGAUCCACCAGCUUUGGGAACCCCUCCAAAGUCCACCCUUGCUCUUAUCAGCAAUAUCGGUGGAAUAAGUGGUGCUCAAGUUGUAGGUUCCAUGGUCUUCGAUCCCCAGCGUAUGUGCUGGCUCAAACUAGCUUCUCCUGGGAAAACUGGUGCCACCAUUCCUCCAGAGGAAGAUGAUGUGUUUGCCGGGCUUGAAGAUCUUGAUGAUCGACCGCAAAAAUCGAAUACAACUUCCCGAAUAGCAUCAGCAGUUUGUGAUAUUGAAGCAAACGACCCGUUGACUGGUGAUGACAAAAGUGGUGAUUCCUCUGAUGACUGGCCGAUAACAGAGGAAUUUGAUGUUGGCCCAGAGUUUAUCAAGAGACAACGUGCCGAAGAAGAGAAAUGGAGGAGGAAAGUCAGUAAAUGGGCCAGCGGAGAUCGCAAUAAACUUGGAGAUUCGUGGAGGUGGGCAAUUCGCGAUUUGGUGAAGACGGACGCUCCCAUCGAUGUUCCACUUUCGUACAAACGCUGAGCGACUCCCUUGGACUCAAAGAAAUUAAACAAGGAUACCGAACAAAGGAAAAAUAAAGCUUGAUAUUCUACGAGAUGGCUGCGUGCUGGCGUUUCCGGCUCAGUUUCGUUGAAUCGUUUGCGCCGCGAUGAUAUUUCAUAAUUACUCGAUAAUUCCUUAAUAAUAGGGAUGUACCAGAAACCCCCUAUACCGUUUACGACAGACGUUUCUGAAAAGCAUAAUUCCCCGUCCCAAUGCUUUGACGAAACUAUGAUGACUGUUUUUUUCCCUUUCCCAUCAGAAAGGUCCGUUUCUGGGUUGCAGAACAGCAAUCCAUGUUCCAUGUUGGAAUCGGGACCUUGGUUAACGACUUGAUGACUAGCAUACAGUGAGGAGACAUCAUUACUAUUAUUGACUUAUAUGACAUUUCACCCCGUGUAUUCUAGAUGUAUCAUUGCGCUUCCUUUGGCUACUCCUAUUUUAUCUUGUCGUUGCAUCUGGGGCCUUUCUGUUUAAGCUUUUGUAUUCAUCGUUUCACGAGUAUCAAGCUGCAAGCGGAGAUUACUUCCUCUUCUCGUUUUUCGAUGAUGGUUAGUUUUGCUCUAUCUACCUAUGUACUAUCAAAUGGAUGGGUGUUCUCUCAGUAUAUUAUGCGUCCACUAUGGCUGACAAUCCAAAGAAACCAUUCUUGGGCCUCUC